Molecule: messenger RNA, 960 nt
Organism: Rotaria sp. Silwood2
Lineage: Eukaryota; Metazoa; Rotifera; Eurotatoria; Philodinida; Philodinidae
Source: the annotation of a GenBank genome assembly
AUGAUUUGUCUCACUAGUUUAAUAUUUAUUAUCGUCCGUCUUGUUAACGAACUUAUUUAUGAAUAUCUUAUGAGUAAGCCUCCAUAUCCCUCAGUAGCCUUUUGGCAAGAUAAUCGAACAUAUCAAACAGGACGAUCACGUCCUGUACCAAUAACAACAAUUGACAAAGUCAAUCUAACAAAUUUUACAUUAGUUAUAACAGCUUGUUGUCGAAAUGUCGAAAAACAUCUUGUUGGUUUUCAAAAAAAUGUACGUGCUAUUGGUGCUUUAUUUCGAUAUUAUCGUCUCUAUUUGGCGGAAUCAGAUUCAGACGAUGGUACAUUGAAAUUUAUCCAAGAAUGGGAGAAAAAUGAUUCUGAUCAUGUUAGUGUUCAUUCUGCAGGACGACAACGAUGGCGCCAAUUUUUUCGCACUGUACGUCUUGCUCAUUGUCGGAAUUAUCUUUUUCAACGUGCUCUUACUGAAAUGCCAUGGUUCGAUUAUUACUUUGUGCUUGAUGUUGAUGUAACAUCAUCGGAGACAUUUAGCGUCAACAAUUUUCUUACGAAUUUUAUUUAUCCCCUAUCGUCAUGGGCAGUUAUGACGGCUUCACAAAUAAAUUUCUACUAUGAUACAUGGGCAUUACGAUCAUGGCCGACAAUAACAUAUGAUUUUUUGGAGCAGGCACGACAAGCAUCAUUCUUUUCCAUCCCUUGGAACUCAGCAAUUAAGCGAGCCGUUGACGUGCACAAUAAAGGAAUCCCACGUAAUCAUCCAUUAAUCGAAGUUCAAUCAGCUUUUGGUGGAGCAGCUAUCUAUGCAGCUCAGUAUUUGAGUAAAGAAUGUGCGUACAAUGGUUGGAUGGAUCAUGGAUGGUGGUUUACUCGAGAACAAUGUGAACAUGUUUCAUUUAAUCAAUGCGUUAGACGAAACGCGGGUGGAGGAAAAUUUUUUAUUAAUCCACAAUUUCAAACUGUAUAA